Messenger RNA from Suillus discolor, 3357 nucleotides. RefSeq lists its product as uncharacterized. Bases 1 to 3357 code for a protein of 1118 amino acids. Lineage: Eukaryota; Fungi; Basidiomycota; Agaricomycetes; Boletales; Suillaceae. The record is from RefSeq and is a predicted model, not a curated record. The transcript is spliced from 8 exons.
AUGGUGUCAUUCCUAGAAUAUUGUUCACAGUCGAAUGUUCACGAGAAGCCGGAGCAUGUCAAGCUACCAAAAGCAGGUGGACCCCCUGUACAGAUGAUUGCGUCUCCAGUUGAAGGUUUUUCAUGCACUGCAUCCGCUGACUGCGUGUAUGCCGUCAAGGAUUUAGGAACCAUUCAGCGCCAUGCCAGAGAGAGGCACGGCGCCACUGGCUUAAAGGAGAUCCAGCAUCGGUCCUGUCAGGUCCAACACAUUUUUACCGCUGUUGGAAACUCCUAUUUUGAGGUUGGGCAGAACGUCCUUCCAUCUGCCAGACCCGAUGUAAAAUCCACCCUGAAGGCUACAUUCCUACCUGCAGUCGACCUUUCAUUGGUCGUUCCAGCCAAUACCGAACGGGAGAGGACCCCCCUGAUGCGCUUCAUGGGUUGGGACAAGUUUGAGGUAGAAAUCCGAAUGAAUCCCAAGCAGAGGCGGGCAGCAGAAGAAAUAAAAAAAAAGCAUAGUGAUGAUGAAUUUGGCGGCAUUCUUACCUGUCUGGCUGUUGCAGUGCGAGACCACAUGACUAGGGCAUCCACCAUCUUGGACGGUCAUCCUCACCGGUUAAGCCUGUCGAAGAUUUUGUUGUAUGGUGAGGCAAUACCGCGAGAAACGGACAAUCAUUGGAGGCCUGUGUCGGAUGAAAACAUCGAGUAUCCAAACUUCGUUGUUCAAUUCAUGAGGAACAUCAUGCGCAUUCACCUCGGAUUCCCAUUGGAUUUCUCGUUCGAGCUGUCUGCUGCGCAGACCCUGUGUCUCGAGGAACUUGUGACUGUCCUGGGCGACGAGAAUGCCUCCCCACGAAAGAGAAUGAUUUUCUACCAUAAUUUGGCGUGGUCCCUAGUCGAUACAGAUCCAGAUUUGUGCAUGGGCCAGCGAUGGGCAAACCCUAUCAAACGAGCCAUCUGGCUCAGGGCGUUGCGUGCGGACGGAAACUUCUGUGAAGCGUCCGUCCUUACACCAGAUCUUGCAAAGUUUAAAUAUCUUUGCAACGUCACCUCCCUCCUCGAGGCGCUGAUGGACAAAGAUGAGGAUACGGACUCAGUGCAUUCCGACGACCAUGACCGCGUUGCUCGUGUUCAUGAUCGGGCGCUACGCCUCGGCCGUCCGACUACGUUCAAUAUCAUCUAUGAGAUGCAGCAAUAUGCAUCCUCUUUGGUGUUCAGUCAAACCAGAGAACCCAAUGUCUAUGUCGAUCCAGACGUUCAAUCCAUCACGAUAGGCGUCCACACCAUGCACAUGGACAAGCUGAGAGACGGAAUACAAAGGCUCCUCCAAGUGUCAAAGUCGCGCUAUUCCGCCCUCACUAAUCACGUUUUCAUGUUGAAGAUGGUGCCGGAGCAUGUCAAGGACGACCUCACCAGCUCUACGCGUGGCUAUUCGUUCGUAUCGGAGGACCCUUUUUUAAAAAUCGCCAUGCCUUUCGACAAUGCAGGACGACUCGCAUGGAACAUCCCCGGCAUCAAGGAACUGCUCAGACGCUCGUCGUGCGUCUGGGAGCCUCUCUACCAUCUGCUUUACAUCACCACCCACAUCUCAUGUCGCGGAACUCAGUUCAUAGACCACAAGAUUAGCAAUUCGGACAGGCAUCGCAACCUCUUCAUGCAGGGGAUGGAAAUGUUCCUCCUGACAGCCUACAGCAAAAGGACUGGAAUCACCGAUCGAGACUCGUGCACCCCAGGAUUUGUUCCGAAGGACAUCGCAUUCUUGGUCCUCGAAAUGAUCGCGGGGGGGUUGCGCACUGCGGAAGCUAUCCUUGCUGGGAUUGCAUAUGGAGCAGAGGCCGAGCAUUUGUACAGGACGUACCUGUGCGUCGGUGAGGGCGAGAGAACCAGUCCUACAAGGUUUUCCGCCAACAUUCAGCAGUGGAACCAUGAUUACUUCGACUGUCGAUGGGGAGUAAGAGAUUUCCGCCAGGGCGCGAUAACCAUCGGUCGUGAAUUCAUCGCUCCAGACGACUCUUAUGAUCAAGCCGACAACAUCCUCGCUGAAUCCGCCGAUCACUCCACUGGUGUGGACCAUGCCCACUACGCCAUCAUCCAAGGAGUCGUCCCUAGAUUGUCCAACAACAGCAUGUCCAAGCACAGAUGGCUUGGAGAUCAGUGGCACAGUGUCCUUGGUCUUGGCCCCUAUCCGCCUCCAGAGGCAAUCAGAAUCAGGCGCAAGAAUAUGUCCAAUGGGACGACGCUCCAGGCCAUCGCAGAUGUGGUCAAGAAGACCACGCAAGAAACUAUCAAAGAAUUUUUGGACGCACACCGCACUGACAUCUUGAAGGACGCAAUUUCUACAGCCGCAAUCCAACAGCGAAAAGACGCGAUGGAUGAUGCACCGGAAAUUCCAUCACCACUUUCAACCACCUGGAACGGGGGGUCAUUUCACUUGAGCAGUAAUAUGGAGUCCCUGUUCUACGACGAAAGCGACGGUAUCAGGCGAGACCCUGCUGCCUCAUCUGGUCCCAGUGGGUACAAUAACAACAGUGUUAACACGUCCUCUGUUGUUGUGUCGCCCACCGCAAGCGGUUAUAUUCAAUGCGGGGCAAUGCUUUCGGACUCCCCAAUCCCAGUAUCGUCAAUAACGAGUAUCUCACAGACCGAAUACAUAGAGGGGUCCACGACAUUCUCCGAUGUGGUCAAAACAAUGCAUCAGGCCGAGUUUCCUCUGAUAAAGGAUCGCAAAGGGAAGGGCAGAGCUUACGAAACACCAGCAAAGACACCGCCAUCACAAGCACAUCAUAUCAUCCACGCAAUGAAUCCAUCGACAUCAAAGGGAAACGGAAGCGUAGGGAUUCAUGAGAGUGUCCAUUCCCGACCAUCCGCCAAUCCGGCUAGACCUUCCAGAAGAAAACACGCGCCCCGUAGUGUCUCGCAGCACCAUUCCGUCAUGUCUAUGUCUGUUCCAUACCCAGUCACACCAACUGCACACCGCACUCGCAAGUACGCACCGCAGGACAAACGAUCAUUUGAACGCGUGGAGGAAUCCUCUAGUCUUACGAAACACAUUCGCAGGUUGUCUGCAGAGGUGAUGGAGAUUUCCAGUGACGAGGACUUGUCGGGUCUUGAUGCCAUACAGCUGAAGUGCCUUCAUGGGUCGAAAAAAUUAGUAACACAGGUGCCUAUGGAUGUUAUCAUCCUCUCUAUCAGUGAUGAGGACUUGAGCCCAGACAAGAACAUGCCAAUCAAACAUCUCUAUAUGACAGCAGCAUCAGUCCAACACAUCCUGAUUGAUGUGCCUAGCUUGUUAUCUGGUGACUGCAGCACAUCACAAUGUGCACUCGCUAAUUCUGGUAUACAAUCAUUGCCUCCAAGUACUGUUGAGGACAUUUGA